Molecule: messenger RNA, 435 nt
Organism: Cladophialophora bantiana CBS 173.52
Lineage: Eukaryota; Fungi; Ascomycota; Eurotiomycetes; Chaetothyriales; Herpotrichiellaceae
Exons: 2
Coding region: 1-435 (144 amino acids)
Molecular function (GO): monooxygenase activity; iron ion binding; heme binding
Source: RefSeq, a predicted model, not a curated record
AUGAGCAUCACGGUGAGGUGGCCAGUGGGACCCAAUGACCUCUCGUUUCGCACCGAAUCCGCGACCAGCUUGAUUUACAAAGGCGGAAGGUCGCUGCCCGAGACCAAGUUCUACGACGGAUUCACAGCUUUCAAUCCCAACCUAUUCGGGACGCAAGAUGAAUAUAUUCACGCCGUUAGGUGUCUCCAGAUGGCCCACUCAUUCUCGUUGCAAUCUAUCAAAGUGAUGGAGCCUUUCAUCGAUAGACACAUCAAAUUAUUACGCAAGAACCAAGACCAAGCUGCCGACUCGGGUGUCGUCAUAAACUUUAAGGAGCUGAUCACAUACUGCGUCUUCGAGGUUCUUGGAGACUUGGCGUUUAGCCAAAGUUUUGACUCUCAGAAGAUUCAAGACCACACAACAAAUUACCGCCAGUCAACGAUCACAUUUAUCUAG